Molecule: messenger RNA, 2020 nt
Organism: Megalobrama amblycephala (Wuchang bream)
Lineage: Eukaryota; Metazoa; Chordata; Actinopteri; Cypriniformes; Xenocyprididae
Product: E3 ubiquitin-protein ligase TRIM39-like
Biological process (GO): protein ubiquitination
Molecular function (GO): zinc ion binding; protein binding; ubiquitin-protein transferase activity
Source: RefSeq, a predicted model, not a curated record
UAUAUGACAUCACUGCACGUGUGUAGACUUCAGUAAAAAUGAAACUGAACAGAUGAACUGGAAGCUUCUUAAAAACAACAUUUCUCUUCAGAAACUCUAAAAUUAACGAUCAAAUCGGAUAUUCACUCACAGUCAUGGCAUCUUCCAGUGGUUCAGCACUAAAUGAGGAGCUCCAGUGCUCCAUCUGUCUGGAAGUGUUCACUGAUCCAGUCACCACUCCAUGUGGACACAACUUCUGCAGAACCUGCCUGAGCAAAUGCUGGACGAACACACAGACCUGCUUCUGUCCACUCUGUAAAGAAACAUUCAGCAAAAGACCUGAUCUCAAGAUUAAUACAACACUCAGAGAGGUUGUGCAACACUAAGAAGUUUAAUCAGGAGAAUCUGAGGUGUUCUGUGACAUCUGUGAUGAAAGAAAGCAGAAAGCUGUGAAGACCUGCCUGACGUGUCAAAGCUCUUACUGUGAUGUUCAUCUGGAGCCUCAUCUCAGAGUCCCACGUCUAAAGAAACACAAACUCGUCAAUGCUGUGGAAAAUCUGGAUGAUUAUAUAUGCCAGAAACAUGAGAGACCUCUGGAGAUGUUCUGCAGAGAUGAUCAGACGAGUGUUUGUCUGUCCUGCACUGAAGGAGAACACAGGACUCACAACACUGUUCCUAUAGAGGAGGAGAGUCGAGAGAAGAAGAAUCAGCUGGUUCAGAGACAGACUGACGUUCAUCAGACGAUUGAGGACAGAAUGAAGAAGAUUCAAGAGAUCAAACACUCAGUAGAGCUGAGAAAGAGAAACACAGAGAAAGAGAAAUCCUCCAGAGUUGAGCUCUUCACUGAUCUGAUCCGCUCCAUUGAGAGAUGUCAGUCUGAGCAGCUGAAGAUGAUGGAGGAACAGCAGAAAGAAACAGAGAAACAGGCUGAAGAUCUCAUUAAAGAGCUGCAGCAGGAAAUCACUGAGCUGAAGAAGAGAAACACUGAGCUGGAGCAGCUCUCACACACUGACGAUCAUCUCCACCUCAUACAGAUGUGCUCAUCCCUGUCCAGUCGUCCACACACCAAGAACUGGACUGAGAUCCGGAUUGACUCUGAUGUGAAUGUGAACUCUCUGAAAAGAGCUCUGACUCAACUGAGGAAAACUCUACAUGGGAAACUAAAUGAAAAACUCAGUCAAACUGUGUCUUCAGGUUUGAAGUUUGUGCAGAAGUUUGCAGUGGAUUUGACUCUGGAUCCUGAUAUAGCUUAUCCAUGUCUCAUCCUGUCUGAUGAUGGAAAACAAGUCUGUGAAGGAGACAUUAUGAAGAACGUCCCAGAAAACCCAAAGAGAUUUGAUGAGAGUCCUUGUGUUCUGGCAAAGCAGGGAUUCAGUUCAGGGAGAUUUUACUAUGAGGUGCAGGUGAAGGGAAAGCCUGGGUGGGCUUUAGGAGUGGCCAGAGAAUCCAUUAACAGGAAGGGGGAGAUCUGGCUGAAUCCUAAGAAUGGAUACUGGACUGUGAUGCUGAUGAAUGAGAAUCAAUAUGAAGCUGCUGAUGAUCCACCUGUCUCUUUAUCUCUGAGAGUGAAACCUGAGAAGGUGGGAGUGUUUGUGGAUUAUGAGGAGGGUCUGGUCUCUUUUUAUGACGUGGACUUCAGAUCUCAUAUCUACUCUUUCACUGGUCAGACUUUCACUGAGAAUCUCUAUCCAUAUUUUAGCCCAUAUCAUAAUGAUAAAGGUAAAAACUCAAAGCCACUGAUCAUCACACCUGUCAACUGAAACAAACAAAAAACAUCAAAUCUGAAAAGAUUAAAUAUGGAUGUGAUGUUUUCAGAAUAUGUAAAUGAAAACCAAAAAACAAUUUGCACAAACCACAAUCAAGUACAUUUUACUUGUGAUUAUAAGGAAAUUAAUAUAGACAAAAUAUAAUAGACAAAAUGUGUACAAGUGCAAAAAAAAAAAAAAAAAAAAACUAAAAAAACAACAACAAAAAAACCUGUAUAUUUAGGCCCUUUAAAAAAAUCAGUCAGCUGUGAAGUAAAAAAAAUUGAAGUAAAAAA